Messenger RNA from Cannabis sativa, 2382 nucleotides. RefSeq names its product F-box/FBD/LRR-repeat protein At2g04230-like. Gene Ontology annotation, molecular function: protein binding. The transcript has 2 exons. The record is from RefSeq and is a predicted model, not a curated record. Lineage: Eukaryota; Viridiplantae; Streptophyta; Magnoliopsida; Rosales; Cannabaceae. The coding region runs from base 87 to 1679 and encodes 530 amino acids.
AUUACUUCGUUCUAAAUCUCAAUCCUUUUGGGUUAAAGAAAAGGGCAAAUUUGACUUGGAGAUUUACUUUUGAUCAUUAUGUAGGUAUGCUCAAACUUACAUUUUGGAAUAUUUUAUUUUGUAUUCCAAAUUUAAUUUUAGUGAGUUUUAUUUUGAUUAUUUUGCUGUGUUGUUAUACAGUUCAUGUAUAUAAUCCACCAUGGUUUGAUUUAAUUCAAUUUAUGGUAUGUAAGAGUGCUAAAACAACAUCAUUAAUAUCAAUGGUGGGUGUUAAUGAUGAUAUUGAUAAUGAUGACAUAAUUUCGAAACUACCCGAUGAUCUCAUCCAUCACAUCCUAUCGUUUCUCCCAACUCGAGAUGUGAUUUUGACAUGCCUUCUUUCAAAGCGUUGGAAACUCAUAUGGUAUUCAGUCCCCGCACUCUUUUUUGCCAAUAAUAGUGAUGAUGAUAAUAUUGAUGAUCUUGAAAAGUUUUACAAUUAUGUCAACGAAUAUUUGAAACACCGCAAAAAAGGCAUGUAUUUUAUCGGCGAUUCAAGCAUAACUAGUUUUAAGUUUGAGAUGCAUCCUUCUUCUUAUAGAAGGAAAGAUGAACUCAUAGAUAAAUGGUUAGCUUUCGCGAUUGAGAAUAAUGUUAAGGAAAUACAUUUUAGUAUGUACAAUACCUUUUGGAUGAUUGGGGAUCUCUAUUACUUACCUAAAAUAAUUGACAAGGCAAAAUAUUUGACUAUUUUGGAGUUAAAGGAGGUAAAUUUGGAUGCUUCUUGUUCAUUUAGUUUUCCAUCAUUAAAAACUUUAUCAUUGAAUGAUGUUUGGAAUGGUUAUAAUGCAAAAGAUGACGGUCUAGCUAAAUUUUUGUUGGGUUGUCCUUCUCUUGAGAAAUUGCGGUUACAUGAUUAUGCUUUUUUAGAUAAAAAAUUUCAGUUUGUACAGAGUUCAAUCCUCAAGUUCAUGGAAUUUACUUUUGAAAUGCUUUCGUUUUCGUAUGCUUUACGAAUUGAAGUUGACGCCAUAAAUCUUGAAUCUUUGGUACUAAAUGGCGUUCCCUUGGACAGAAUAAAUCUCUCUUCUUGCAAGAAAAUUACAAGUCUUGCAUUAUUUGAUUGUUAUUGUAAGAAGAAUCACCCAUCAUCACUAGAAAUUCUCAUUUCAAAUCUUCCUCUACUUGAGAAUUUGACUCUAAGCUACUUCAAUCUAUUACAUUGGGAGUACAUUGAAUACCCGAGCCAACACAUGAGAAGUUCCUCUAGAAAACCCUAUGAUGAUGGAGUGAUGAAUGUUGUUACAAUUAAACCAACUUCAAAAUUAACAUACUUUUGUUACGAAGGUAAUAUCAAUUUUAGCAUAUCGGUGGAGUCAUCUAAUUCGUUGUAUGGAAAAAUUGUAAUCCAUGAUAGGCCGCAGAAAGACUAUGACACAAAUUGGUUUAUCGAUAUGAUAAAUUUUCUUGUGAAUCUCAAAUGUUCUUGGAAUAUGGUGACAUUGCAUGUUAGCACCUAUAAGGCUCUCAUCUGGCCAGAAAACUUGAAGAACAUAUGUCGUUAUCCCUUGUUGAAUUGGAAGCAUCUCGGAGUUAUUACUAAUUGUGAUCCUGAAAAAGAGAUAGAGUUGAAGGAUGCCUUAAUGUGGAUUUCACCUUCUUUAGAAUCGUUAUCUAUUAAUGAAAAAGUCCUUUUUUAGGUACUUUACAUUGCUGUAAGUAACUGCUCAUUUUGAAUAGGGAUAUGACUUUUAUUACCAUUCUUUGCUAAAUGGUACUUUAGUUCAUUUAUAAUUAAGAUUAUGUUUAGUAGCUUUGUACUAAUGACUUGACUACUUUGCAUACUAUUGCAAUUUUUACAACACCUUUCUAUGUCAUUAACUUGCUGAUAUAUAAAGUUUUUAAAUUUGCUGAAUUGAAACAAUCUAAGGAUUGCUCUAUUAAGUAGUUAGUUAGUUGCUUAGUUGUUCUUUGUAACAGAAUAUAGUUGUGAGCUUAGUCUAACUAACUCAUCUCUCUACUUGUAUAUAUAUGAGCUGAAGCUCUUCAAUUGAAUUCAAUGAAUCAGUUCUUUUUCAUUUCUCAAUAUUCAACAUGGCAUCAGAGUAAUUCUUUCGCUUCCGCCAUUGUUGUCGAUCUGUCUUCUCUCCUUUGUUUUCUCUUCUCAGCUUUGGCAUCUUCAUCAACUUCCACCUUCACUCUUGUUGUUUUCUCUUACAAAGUUUCAGUGAAUACUUGGAUACUCAUCAGAGGCCAUCGACUCGAGCAAUUCAUCUCGAAUACUCAUUAGCCUCCAAGAAAAUAUCUCACUAAAGAGGAUGAAGUUCGUCACCAGAACAAUCCUCAAUUCACAGACUGGGAAGUACAAGAUCAACUUUUGUACUCAUGGUUGUUGUCCUCCAU